Molecule: messenger RNA, 750 nt
Organism: Rhagoletis zephyria (snowberry fruit fly)
Lineage: Eukaryota; Metazoa; Arthropoda; Insecta; Diptera; Tephritidae
Source: RefSeq, a predicted model, not a curated record
AUUAAUAACUUACCAAGAAUGGGUGGAUACGUUAAUGCAAAUAAAUGAUGUAAUCAUUGGCAAUAUGGCAGAUCUAGAGAGCGAGGUUGCAGAACGGCUAGAGAGCAUGAAGCGUCGAAUCAAAUCUACCUGCAGCCAAACCAGUAAUAUUGAGCAGAAAUAUCGCCAAGAUAUUUGUUCGCUUAUGAAGCUCUUGAAAAAUGCAUAUCAUUAUAAUCAUUGGGACAUCCAAGGGCUCGAACUCCAAACUGUCAACCUAAAUGACAUUUUUGGUUCCAGAAAAGCGACUUGCUUGGCCCCGGAACAUUCACAUACUCCUAAGUGUUGUCUUAAUGAGCCCGAAUGUGAAUUGGAAAAUGUUAUUUUGGCACUGCCUGAUGUACGGGCGAGUAAGUUAUAUAACGGAUGCGAAACUCAAGUCAAAAUGGAGAUAGAAACUAAAAACACGGUUUGUAUGAAAAACUAUGUCAAUAGAUCAAUUAAAUUCAAGCAUGAGCCAUAAUUUAAUAUUGACUGAAACCCCUGCUUUAAUUAAUUCUUCAUGUGGCUCGAGACAUCUUUCGGGUUUUCCAUGUUGCACCGAAGACAAUACUACAUAUGUAUUGUUCAUUCGCAUGCAAAGCGAUUUAUGAACGUCAAUUGCAAUUUAAUAACUUUCAAAUAAAUGUGUACAAAUUCUAUGAUACUAAGCAUCCACAAGGGAAAGCCCGAGGUGAAGCACUAUGAAUUAGAAUCGCAAUGUGAUGAGUU